CCUCCCUUCUCCCCCGUCCUACAUGUGGUGGUGGUGGUGGAAAAUUUGCCUAUCAUUCGUGGCCCGCGCGGUGGCGCUCCACGUCAGCCGGAGCGGCCCCCACGGCAUGCAGCCCGUCUUCGACGCCUUCAACCACGGCUUCAACAGCACGAGCCACGACCUCCGCUUCCGCGACGUGCGGCGCACGGCCGACAAUGCCCACAUGUUCGUCACCCGGCGGGACAUCGCCGCGGGCGAGGAGAUAUUCAACACUUUCCGGCCAGGAGCUGGGCUCGGGCGCGCGCUCGUCCACAGGAUGGUCGGCCAUGGCUUUUACGUCGACGGUGCCCCCGAGUUCUUCCGGGACUAUGGGUUCAUCGAGAAGCCACCCGUGCUGUGGUGGUUCAACACGUCUAUGCUUGCUGAGGCCAGCUCUGGACGGCCGCCGGCGGGCAAGCAGCUCCGCUGGGUGAUAGAAGACGACGCCGGCAGCGUCUACUGGCCGGAUGCCCACAGCAUGGACUGGGGGGAGUUUGUGAUGGAGGCCCAGAGGGUGCUGAGGGCGCUCGACGACCGCAGCAGGGCCUACGGCGACGCCGGGGUGCGGUGCGCAUCCUACAUCCAUUCAUUGGCCCGUGGGCGUGGCGCCGCGCUGCGGCACCGGCAGCCCGUCCGACCGCCGCGUGCUGCUUGCCCUGCUCUACCGCGCGGCCUUCGAGAGCGCGGUCAGGGCGGCAUUGGCGGCCGCGGAAGUUGCGGCGGCUGGCUGACCAGACGGCUCGGGGGGCGCGCGAGCCCGCCUGGCACCUCAGUGCGAUCGAGGCACCGCUGGGAGCGUGCGGGGCGCGCAGACGAGCUGGUCGCGCAGAGUGCUCCGACAAGCCGGCCUCGGCGGCGGGCUCUCGCCGCGUCGGUGCGGCGGAUGGCCAUGGCUUGGGCGCUCGCACGUUGUAUCGGGGCUCACGUAACGAUGGUCAGUGUUGGCGGAGGCCAGCCACUGCCCUCAAGGUUGACCCAGGUUUCCUGUCGCAAUUCAUGGGGGAUUUGUAUGUAG
This is a messenger RNA of Prorocentrum cordatum, 1033 nucleotides long. NCBI's taxonomy places the organism in Eukaryota, Dinophyceae, Prorocentrales, Prorocentraceae. The record is from the annotation of a GenBank genome assembly.